Molecule: messenger RNA, 2851 nt
Organism: Spodoptera exigua (beet armyworm)
Lineage: Eukaryota; Metazoa; Arthropoda; Insecta; Lepidoptera; Noctuidae
Source: the annotation of a GenBank genome assembly
GUCACUAGCUGUCCUGUCAGUGUAAUGUCAGGCAAGCUGCAAGUUGGAAAUAAAUAAUAACAAACGGAAAUUAUGGAUAAUAUGAGUUUAAAAGAGAUUCAAAGCAAACUCUUACUGUGGGAGGCUGCAGAAAAUCCUCUGGCACCUCUAACAUCGGAGCAGAGAGAAGCUAUUUUGGAUUUAGAGUCACUUUUACUCGGUGUAUCUAGUGACUUAGACAAUGAAGCAAAGGACAAUAAUGAUAAUGAAGAGUUGGAUAAGAAUAACAUUCCUACUGUGGACACAACUUAUGACUUUCUUGAGUGGUAUGAGAGUCUAUGUGAUAGCAAUCUAAGGACUGAUGAUGCGCCCUACGAGGCUUACCAUAAGCAGUUGGAUGAUAGAAGAAAUGAGUGUGUUGCACUGACCAAUCAGAUUGGUGCUACAAUGUCUGACUUGGACAAAUUGUCGGAACAAUACAAUUUUGUGUCAAAUAAAACGAAUGCUCUGCACACAAUGAGUGAGCAGCUGUUGGCUGAUCAAAACAAACUCUCCAGUAUAGGUGAUGACAUCAAACAGAAGCUCCACUACUUCACACAGGUGGAACACCUGUCCCAGCGGUUGAACAGUCCAACUAUGUCCGUGAACAGCGAGACUUUCUUCAAUGUGCUUGCCAAGAUCGAUGAGUGCUUGGAGUAUAUGAGGGCAAAUAGCAACUACAAGGAAUCCCAUACCUAUUUAGUAAAGUACCGCCACUUACAAAACCGUGCGAUAUCUCUCAUACGGUCCUACGUGACGCAUGUACUGAACCACGCCACGGAACAGAUGUUAGCUCCCAAAGACGAGGACCAGAAUGACCAGGAUAACGUGGACACCGCGUACGCUGUGUAUUUCGGAAAGUUCCAAGCCGCUGCCCCCAAGUUGAAGAUGGUUAUUAGUGAAAUUGAAGCGAGAGCUGAGAAAAAUGCUGACUAUGCGUCCCUACUGUCAGACAUACAACGCGAAUAUGCAGCGCGUCGUUGGCGCGUGGCGGGCGCGGCUACAGGGGGCGCGCUGGCCGGGGGCGCGGGCGCAGGCCCGGGGGCGCCGCCCCCCGACCACUGCUCACAACUGCGCGCUGCCUGCUCCCUACUAGCUCACGCCUGUAGAGAUGAAUGUGCGCUCUACUAUCAUUUCUUCACCAAUCUAUCGCCUGCUUUAGAAGAGUACCUCCAGUCGCUGUGUACGGGUCUGUACGAGUCGCUGCGUCCUCAAAUAAUCCAUAUAAACCAUUUGGAAACUCUCGCCGAGCUGUGUGUCAUACUGCGGGUGGAGGUUAUUGAGGAACAAGUUAAUAAUGAUCCGCGGCUGUCGGCGCUGGGCGCGUGUGCGCGGUCCCUGCUGCAGGACGCGCAGGAGCGCCUCGUGUUCCGCGCCCACGUACACCUGCGGGCCGACGUCCUGCUGUACCGCCCCGCGCAUGGCGACCUCGCAUACCCCAGCAAGCUGCUCAUGAUGGAGCAAAUCGCAAUGUCAAUCCAAGAGCAGUCCCUCAAACGGAGCGACUCGCGGAACUCGAUGACUUCCGACAUUUCCGCCACGUCGCAAGAAGUAGCGAACAUCAAUGUCGAAGCACAGAAACGACCACAAGCCUCCCCAGCAGACCUGCACGGAAUGUGGUACCCGGGAGUAAGAAGGACGUUAGCAGCUUUAUCAAGACUCUACCGCUGUCUGGAGAAAAAAGUCUUCCAAGGGUUAGCUCAAGAAGCAAUCUCUCUAUGCGUCCAAAGCGUUGACAACGCAGCCAAGCAAAUUUCGAUCAACGCCACUAAUAUAGACGGUGAAUUAUUCCAAAUCAAGCAUUUGUUGAUUCUUAGGGAACAAAUAGCGCCGUUCCAGGUCGAUUUUAUUGUGAAAGAGACGACUUUGGACUUUAGUAACAUGAAGAAUGCAGCGUAUGGUUUGAUACAGAAGCCGAGACAAAUAUUUUCUCUGAACUCUAAUAAUGCGCUGUUAGAGUUCUUAUUGGAAGGUACUCCGAUGGUGAGGGAACACCUCUUGGACUCGAGGAAGGAGGUCGACAGGCAGCUCAAGAGUUGCUGUGAACUGUUCAUCAAGGACGCCACGGAGAUACUCGCCGGACCCAUGAUAGCGUUUAUUGAGAAGGCAACAGCAUUUGCACCAAUAGAACAGCUAAAGUCCCAGCCGUGGGCCACACCAGAAGAGAUAGCCGUGGCCGUGAAAGAAGCGCAGAAGAAAAUAAAAGCCCAUCUGGCGCCAUUACAGCGGUCUAUGCAACUCUAUCUCGCUAAUAAGGAAACUGAGUUCAUUCUAUUUAGACCUAUCAGGAACAACGUAGUCGGCUACUUCGUGCAAAUAGAGCAGCUGCUAACAAACGCGGGGUAUACUUACGAAGAUACUUUGAUUGUCGCCUGUCCGACACCGGAACAGGUCUCCGUCUUUAUAUCCUCUGCGAGCCUGAUCAGUCAUACGGAGCCAGUUCAACCAUAUGGAACUAAGGUCAAACCCAGCGUUGUAAGGAAACCUAGUGUCACCAGCGUACAAGAAAAAGAAGAAGUAUCUGUAGGUGUCGAAGCGACCCCAACCACUGUUACUUUAUAAGCAAUAAAAAUAAUAUUUAUUCCCUAAAGUAAGAGAUAUAUUUCCCUCUUGCCUUGUUAAAUGUUUAUUUUUCAAAGGUUUAUUGUUAUUGACCAAAUACAUCAUCAUGUCUAUGUAUAAAACUUCAGUUUGGAUAAAUUAUCUGAUGUGAAGUAUGGAAUAAUUUAUUGAUGAGAAUAUCAAGCUAGCAUUAUUAUUAUUUUAUCAUAUAUUAUAUUAUUAUUUUAAUGGCAUAUUGGUUCUGUAUUAUUUGGAGAAUGUAACUCUCACA